Molecule: messenger RNA, 2253 nt
Organism: Xenopus laevis (African clawed frog)
Lineage: Eukaryota; Metazoa; Chordata; Amphibia; Anura; Pipidae
Product: GA-binding protein subunit beta-1
Exons: 10
Coding region: 341-1555 (404 amino acids)
Source: RefSeq, a predicted model, not a curated record
AGAACCUACUUUCCUUCCUGUAAUCAGAAAAACGAUUAUGAACAAAUGUUUAAUAAACCGAGAACACAUUUGAAUCAGGUUAACGUCUAGGCAUUAAAAGCAUGUAUUUGAAAUUAAAACACGAAUGCAAAGGCCUCUGUGCCACCCUCCCAAACACGAAACCAAUGCUAUGCGCGCACACAAAAAUAGUGCACCUCCGCGCUAAACGCGGGGACUUUUUCUGCAGGGAUUUUCGGCGCCGAUGAGAAGGCGUUUGAAGUAAAACCGGCUUGGUUUGAAAGGAAAGCUCCCCAGCAGAGGAGCGCAGGGCGGCCGAUACGGUACCAAUACGACGGACACGAUGUCCUUGGUUGAUUUGGGAAAGAAGCUUUUAGAAGCAGCACGAGCAGGCCAAGAUGAUGAAGUUCGUAUAUUAAUGGCAAAAGGAGCUCCUUUUACCACAGAUUGGCUAGGAACUUCGCCAGUGCAUCUAACAGCACAGUAUGGACACUACUCAACAACGGAGGUUUUAAUUCGGGCAGGUGUCAGUAGAGAUGCCCGUACAAAAGUUGACAGGACUCCUCUUCAUAUGGCUGCAUCUGAGGGGCAUGCAAACAUUGUAGAAGUUUUAAUUAAGCAUGGUGCUGAUAUUAAUGCCAAAGACAUGCUAAAAAUGACUGCUCUUCACUGGGCCACAGAACACAAUCACCAAGAAGUCGUUGAACUCUUAAUAAAAUAUGGUGCAGAUGUACAUAGCCAAAGCAAGUUUUGUAAAACUGCUUUUGACAUCUCAGUAGAUAAUGGAAAUGAGGACCUUGCUGAAAUUCUUCAGAUUGCAAUGCAGAACCAAAUUAAUACAAAUCCAGAAAGUCCAGACACUGUGACGAUACAUACAGCUACACCACAAUUCUUUAUUGGACCUGGAGGAGUAGUGAACCUAACUGAUGACAACGGUGUAUCAUCAACUGUUCAGUUUGGCAAUUCAUCAACAUCUGUUUUAGCUACAUUAGCUGCUUUAGCCGAGGCUUCUGCUCCUCUGUCCAAUUCUUCUGAAACACCAGUAGUGGCCACAGAAGAAGUGGUGACUGCUGAAUCAGUAGAUGGAGCAAUCCAACAAGUUGUUAGCUCAGGAGGCCAACAAGUCAUUACAAUAGUUACAGAUGGCAUUCAUCUUGGCAGUCUCCAGUCUGCGAUUCCAAACAGUGGCAUGGGUCAGCCAAUUAUUGUAACAAUGCCAGAUGGUCAGCAAGUGCUGACCGUACCAGCGACAGACAUUGCUGAAGAAACUGUAAUCAGCGAAGAGCCUCCCACUAAAAGGCAGUGCAUUGAGAUCAUUGAAAAUCGGGUUGAAUCUGGAGAAAUUGAGAUUCCAGAAACUUCUGGAUCAGAAUACUAUAUUGUGAAUACUCAAGAGUUCUCUCAGGAAAGAGAAACACUUCAGAAGCAACUUGAUGACGCCAACCGGGAAGCCCAGAAGUACAGGCAGCAGCUUCUAAAGAAGGAACAAGAAGCAGAUGCCUACAGACAGAAGCUAGAAGCUAUGACCAGAUUGCAGACUAACAAAGAAGUAGUUUAAGUAUCUACCCAGCAUGGACUCACUCGUUUUCAUUUGAAAAGAAGACAAGCUAUGCACUGUAUGGCUACAGAUGGAAACACAACCCAGCCCCUGAGAGAACCUCAGACUUUUAUAUGUCCAUGAAUUAUACAAAUGCUGGUGUUACCAUAGCCCCUCUUUGUGAGAAGUAUUUAAAAUGGAAAUACUGUAUAUACUCUGGAUCCCCCCCCCCCUUUUUUUUUUUUAAUUGUUGGCAUUUAAGUUGAUGCUGAUUUUCUGAAAGAUGCAGAAAUAACAUUCUAGGUGAUUUUUCUUUUCCAAUCUGUUUUUAGUAGAGAUAAAUUUGACAUGGCAAACUUGCCAAAGCUGUUUUGGUAAACCACGUGCACCCGUUUCUCAGACCGCAAUGCUUUCUACAAUCAGAUCAACAGGGCCUUUGACAUUGAUGUCUCCUAGUGGAAAUCGCUGUACAGCUUUUCAAUUUGUCUCUAUUUGAAAACUUUUUUUUUUUCUCCCAAGUAAGCAAAAAAUUUUAUAUCUUAUUUCCAGAACAUCCAGGUAGAUUAACUUGUAUAUGAAGCUAAUAUUUUUUAAAGAAAAAGAGAGAGAACUUUUUGUACAUACGCUGCAUGGUUUUGUAUAUUCUAACUGCAUACGUAAGCCUUGGUUAUCCUUCAACAAUGCACAACCCUCAAAUAUACACACACAUUGAAAGUUAA